UCAUUGUAAGCAAAAGUCAUCACGUAUAUUUUAGCAUGGCUCACAGUCACAGUUAAACAUAGUCACACCCACACCUCGCACGCGCCGAAACCGUCGUCAGCGGCCCAGUCCCGUCCGCCGUCUCGUCGUCUUAACACGUUCCAGAUCGCCACCACCAUGAGCCGACUAGGUCGAACCCGGCGCACCCGCGUCUACGACUGCAACUACGACAAGGGCGAGAGCUACUAUCGUCCGGUACUGGAUCGGCUGGACCACAAGACCACGCUCGGCGCGCCUGACCACACCGAUCGCGACCGCAUCCGCGCGGGCGUCGAGAGCCGCAUCAAGAACGCGCUGGACGGCAUGGACGCGGAGGUGGCAAGAGAGGAGCUGUUCGACUCGAGGGGUGCGCGCGCCACGCGUGGUAGGCCGCUCUCUUCGGCUCUCGAAGAAGAUGACCUGGCUGACGAUAUCACAGAAUCUCUUAAACGAAUCCGCGCUGGAAAGAAGCAGUCUCGCUUCGCUGAGGACAUCGACUUCGAAAACUCAGUAUCAAAUCUGGAAAAUCGCAUGAGGAUCUCUGAUAAAAUUUUGGAGACAGUUGGCAUCGGCCAAUCUGAGGUUAGUGGAGCGAGACGUGCCCUGCAAGAGAACGAGGAACGCACAGAGAAACGCAUCGCUCGCAGAUUGAACGAAGAGAACUCGCUGACAAAGUGGACCGCUUUAAAGGACGAGGAGAGUGCCGCAGCACAGCGCGCGAAAGCGAGCCGCGCGCGCCUUUCUGACUUGGAAGACGAGAUGUCAGAGCUGACAGAGCGCAGCGCGGCGCGUGAAAAGCGCGCGGCGCGCCUGCGUGCCCUCGUAGCCGACUCCGACGUUGCCGAUUCCGCCGUAGCCUCCACCAAAAUAACCAUCAGGGAACAGAAGGAAAAGAAACAAGUAUCUUUCUAAACGCUCCUAACAAAUCGACUAUCUGUAAUAACUUUCUGACGUUCUAAAACUUAAAGUUUAGAUUGAUGUCGAGUAUGUUAACACUAUAUUAUAUGGUUUGAGGUAGAGAGGGGUUUGCUAGGAAGUACACUCCUGCAUUUUCUUUUUGUACAAUGGUGAGUUGAUGUUAAUUUUAUACUCGUUGGAUAGAAGAAUAAAGCGCUACGUAUUUCCCUGUUUAUUUAUUGUUUUUUAAGUAAAUAAAUACUUAUUCAUUGUUGUGA
Cydia pomonella (codling moth) is the source of this 1193-nucleotide messenger RNA. RefSeq lists its product as uncharacterized. The transcript has 3 exons. The coding region runs from base 157 to 930 and encodes 257 amino acids. The record is from RefSeq and is a predicted model, not a curated record. NCBI's taxonomy places the organism in Eukaryota, Metazoa, Arthropoda, Insecta, Lepidoptera, Tortricidae.